Messenger RNA from Exophiala bonariae, 438 nucleotides. RefSeq lists its product as uncharacterized. The transcript is spliced from 4 exons. The record is from RefSeq and is a predicted model, not a curated record. NCBI's taxonomy places the organism in Eukaryota, Fungi, Ascomycota, Eurotiomycetes, Chaetothyriales, Herpotrichiellaceae. The coding region runs from base 1 to 438 and encodes 145 amino acids.
AUGUCUGACACCGGCCGCAAACCUCUUACUGACCAGCUCUCCGAGAGCAUUACACCUGAUUCUCAGAAGUCCGGUCUUGAUAAGGCUAAGGAGAGUGUCACUGACACUGCCGACAGCGUUGCUGGUGCCGUGCAGCCUGGUGACAGCAAGUCAACCAGCCAAAAGCUCUCUGACCAGACCGGUUCAUCUGCCGACACUGUCACUGACAAGCUCGGUGCUGUUGGCCAGAACGUCCAAGAGACUGCUUCCAACCUCACUAAGCAAGGACAAGAGACUGCUUCCAACUUGAGCCAACAGGCCCAGUCAAACACUGGUGCAGCUGGUCAACAAGGUCAAACAUACUUGGAACAGGCACAGAACCUUGCCGCAGAUGCAUUGAAAGCUGCUAGCAACACUGCUGCGAACCUUGCCAACACUAUCAGUGGAGAGAAGAAAUAG